UCUGUCUCAAAGCCAACUACAUAAACAACAAACAACAGAAACAGAAAAUCCAACUUCUUUCUUUCAAAUCCUCCACACAUUUCAAACAACUUUUCUUCAACAACACAAAAAAACCAAUUAACCAACCAAAAAAAAAAACAACCUCAACAGAAACAAAAUUUUCCAUAGCCAUAAACAAAAACAAAAACAAAAAAAAUAAAUAUUGAAAACAAAAAAGAAAAAAAAACAUUUCCGUCGCUUUUUCUUCCUCCGUCGUCGCCAGAACAUUUUUUUUCUGAAAAAUUGAGAAUCUUUGUGUUUCUUUGUGAUUUUCAGAAAAGAACAAGAAAAAAAAGUUGAAUUAUCGAAUUUUUCGAAGAAUUUUCAAAGAUGUCGAGGUUUCAAUUCUUCAACCGAUCGAACACGAUGCACACGUCAUCAAAAGAACAAUCACAGAAACCAUUCAACGAAUUUCUAGACCGGUCCGGUUCGUUAAGCAAAUUCUACGGUUCAAUGGAGUCAAUGAAAUCAUCUCUACGUGGAAGAAUGGUGAAGAAGAUCUGCACUUUAUUCGAAUCACCAACGACGACGACCACAAAAGAAUUAUCAUCAUCGUCGUCGAAUUUAAAACCUUCUUCCGAACCACGUGCGGCUUCGAAGUUAGGUCAGAAGCCGCGUUCUGGUCCGGAAAAAGAUGAAGCGGGGAUGUUGUUCCGGUUGGCGGAUGCUGAUGAUCGGAUUGUUGUGUAUUUGACGAGUUUGAGAGGGAUAAGAAGAACGUUUGAGGAUUGUAAUGCGGUUAAGAUGAUUUUGAAAGGGUUUAGGGUUUGGGUUGAUGAAAGAGAUGUUUCUAUGGAUCGUGCUUUCAGAAAAGAAUUGCAGUCUGUGAUGGGUGAGGAAAACGUGACACUACCUCAAGUGUUCGUUAGAGGAAAGUACAUUGGUGGCGCUGAUGUGAUUAAGUCUCUAUUUGAAACUGGUGAAUUGAAAAGGAUUCUUGAAGGUUUUCCCAGGAUGAAGCCUGGCUUUGUUUGCGAGAGUUGUGGCGAUGCUAGGUUUAUACCUUGUGAGAAUUGCAGUGGUAGUAGGAAAUUAUUCGAUGAGGACGAAGGGUUGUCGAAAAGAUGCUUGGAGUGCAAUGAGAAUGGACUUGUUAGGUGUCCUUGUUGCGCCUGUUCUGGAAUGAUGUUCUGCGAUUAUGAAAAUGAAGGCGAUGGUGUGUACCGAUCCUUUAUACUGUAAAAUGUGGCAAAAUCUAGUCGAAACUGCGAUGCUGUUGCAGAGACUUCAAAAUCAUUAUAUUACAGAAGCGAUUAUGGUUGCAGUCCGGAAUUUAAAACCAUGACAGCGGUGUUUUUUGCGCCUUGAACAUGGUUUUGUUUUGUUCAAGUGCGUUUUUUUUUUACUUUAACAUUAAACAUAACUGCAAAAAUGGUAUCAUAAUGUGUAUAUGUAAAUAUCAAAUGAUGUAUAAGAUUAUGCAAACAUCUAUAGAUAAUGUAAUGAUAAAGAAUGGAAUGUCUUAUUCCCUUUUUCCUCCUA
Molecule: messenger RNA, 1521 nt
Organism: Medicago truncatula (barrel medic)
Lineage: Eukaryota; Viridiplantae; Streptophyta; Magnoliopsida; Fabales; Fabaceae
Exons: 2
Coding region: 370-1221 (283 amino acids)
Source: RefSeq, a predicted model, not a curated record